UAUAGCAUCUUUCCUAUCCUCUAUUAUAUCCAUUUUACUUAUAGUAUUUCUAUCAUAUCCAUGUUUACUAUCUUUUAUUAUAUCCAUUUUACUUAUAGUAUUUCUAUCAUAUCCAUGUUUACUAUCUUUUAUUAUAUCCAUUUUACUUAUAGUAUUUCUAUUAUAUCCAUGUUUACUAUCUUUUAUUAUAUCCAUUUUACUCGUAAUUAUAUCCUGUAACAUUUUUUUAAUAAAAGAUUGAUUCAAACCGCUUGUACGCGUCAUUCUUUUUGACGGUUGCGACGGCACCAUGUCGGAGCUCAUGAAAGAGGCUUAUUACACCCCCUCCAACCCUGGCUCUUUAGGCGGUAAAAAACGAUUAAAAGACGCCGUCUUGAAAGACACCGGGGUCCGUCUAAGCGAUAAACAGGUCUCAGAAUGGCUGGCUGGUGAGGACGCUUACACAUUACACAAACCAGCGCCUAUAAAAUACAAACGAAACAGAGUGGUCGUGUACGGGGUCGAUACUCAGUUCCAGGCCGAUCUCGUCGACAUGAUCGCCUACGCUAAGGAUAACGACGGUCAUAAAUAUCUGCUGACGUGCAUAGACGUAUUUAGCAAGUACGCCUGGGUUCGUGUGUUGAAGAAUAAGAGCGGUCUCGAGGUCGCUAGAGCGUUCGAGUCUAUCCUCGAAGAGGGCCGCGUGCCUCAGAAAUUGCAGACGGAUCAGGGAAAGGAAUUUUUUAACAAACAAUUUCAAGAUGUGAUGAAAAAGCACGACAUUAAUCAUUUCGCUACCGCUACCGAUUUGAAAGCCAGCGUCGUGGAACGAUUUAACAGAACCUUAAAAAGUCGUAUGUGGCGAUUUUUAACGGCUACAAAUUCCCGUCGAUACAUAGAUGUUUUACAAGACAUCGUGCAGGGGUACAAUACCAGUUAUCAUCGAAGUAUCAGAAUGAGACCCGUGGACGUCGGUAAAGUAAAUGAGGAUCAAGUGUUUCAAAACUUGUACGGCGAUAUAAAGAAGACCGAGAGAUCCGUAUUUAAUUUCAAAGUCGGCGACGUCGUCAGGAUUUCUAAAGUGAGAGGUCCGUUCGCGAAAGGUUAUGAGCAGAACUACACGGAGGAAUUUUUCACCGUAUCCUCGCGUAUUCCGCGUCAACCCCCGGUCUACAGACUCACCGAUUAUGACGCGAUGUCAUCGAGGGGACCCGGAGAGACCGCCGACUACGUCAGCUACUACCGAAAUCAGGCCGGCGGGGAUUUGCCGGGCUAUGCCGGGGGAGGGGUUAUGUACGGAGCGGGGUUAGGGGGUCUUUUCAGAGGCCUGUUCAGGAUGGCUGUACCUCUGUUAAAAAGAGGAUUUAGCAUCGCGAAACCCCAUCUAAAAUCGGCCGCUAAAAAUAUAGUAUCCGACGUCGUCUCAAACGUAUUGACGCGGUCUCAUAACGAUAAAGCUCAAGACGGAUCCGGUCUGAUGGUCAUGGCCCGUAAGAGGAUGUCUAAACCACCCGGUGUGAGGAGGCGUGGUCAGUGGGGAAAGAAGAAAACAACACUCGGACCGAAGAAACGCUCAGUCGUACGCAGAAAGCGUAAGGCGGGUGUUAGACGAAAGGCGUCGAUCAAGAGAGUCGUAAAAACCAUCUUCUAA
This is a messenger RNA of Carassius auratus (goldfish), 1630 nucleotides long. RefSeq lists its product as uncharacterized. The transcript is spliced from 2 exons. Gene Ontology annotation, molecular function: nucleic acid binding. Gene Ontology annotation, biological process: DNA integration. The coding region runs from base 290 to 1630 and encodes 446 amino acids. The record is from RefSeq and is a predicted model, not a curated record. NCBI's taxonomy places the organism in Eukaryota, Metazoa, Chordata, Actinopteri, Cypriniformes, Cyprinidae.